Chlamydomonas reinhardtii is the source of this 1256-nucleotide messenger RNA. RefSeq lists its product as uncharacterized. The record is from RefSeq and is a predicted model, not a curated record. The coding region runs from base 291 to 1232 and encodes 313 amino acids. The transcript has 9 exons. NCBI's taxonomy places the organism in Eukaryota, Viridiplantae, Chlorophyta, Chlorophyceae, Chlamydomonadales, Chlamydomonadaceae.
CACCUAUUUCACGUUGGCAAGCAUUGGGCAGAGCAGCGAGCACGGCGCAUGGCGUGGUCAACGGUCAAAGGCUGAAGACGUCUUGCAGCAGCAUACCUACAGACGUUCUUUCGGGUUUAAGCCAAUUACACGUGCAUACAUGUAGUAUCUACAACCAAACAGACAAUACAACCAAGAAGCGUUGCCGCUUGCGACAGAAAUACCGUCGUUGACCAGCGCCUGCAGCGUUUUGCAGCAUCGUAGUGUGAGUUACUGGUUAUACAAUGUCUUCAUUCGGAGGUGGCGGGACUAUGGCGACGUCCUUGCCGACUGAGGUGUUGAGCGUCCUGCCGGUUGAUCCGUUCGCUCAGCUGGAGCUAGCUGCGCGCAUCACCCAGCAUGCACUUGCCAGCAAGGCGCAGCAACUAGAGCAGGAGGGCCAACAGCUACGUGAGAGCCUGGUCCAGAAGCAGAACCACAUAAAGAUGCUGGAGCGGCGGGUGUCAACGUUGGAGCUGGAGCUCCAAGAUAUGGCCGCAAAGAGCAAGCAAGCCGUGGAGGAGGCGCACCGGCUGCAGAGCGAGAAAUCGCUUCUGGCGGAAACGGUGAAGCGGCUGCACAAGGAGGUGGCUCGGCUGGAUGCGUUCAAGAAGAACCUGCUCAACCACCUCAACAGCGAGGACGAGCCGGGCCUGGAGCCCAGUGUGGCGGCUGCGGACGUGGCGGGCGAGCGGCUGGUGUCCGAGGUGCUCAGCAGCAUCAGCAAGCCGCCGCCGCCGCAGAUGGGGGUGGGCGGAGCAUACGGCCUGCGCGGCAUGGCGACGGCAGCGGCGACGCCCGCCUUCCCCAGCACCUCGGGCCGGCCACUGUACGGGGCAUCCACACCGCAGGCGGGCCAGCCGCCCGCUGCAAGCGGGCCGCCGUACGCGGCGAUGACGGGCAUGGGCAUGCCGGCCCAGGCGCCGCCCCCCUCGACCUACGCCACGCCUCACCCGCACGCCCAGUACGGCGCCGCGCCGGGCUCGCCACCCCGCGUCGAUGGGAAAGAGUUUUUCCGGCAAGCCAGGGCACAGCUGUCCUAUGAGCAGUUCAGCCAGUUCCUCCACCAAAUCAAGGAGCUCAAUGCUGGGCGGCAAACGCGCGAGGAAACGCUCCGGCGGGCGAAGGACAUCUUCGGCAUGCACGGGGCUGGACCUGAAAUGUACAUGAUGUUCGAGGCUCUGCUCAGCCGCCAGAGUGGCAACAUGCUCUAACUAACGCGGAGCGGCAAGAGCUUU